Molecule: messenger RNA, 666 nt
Organism: Ylistrum balloti
Lineage: Eukaryota; Metazoa; Mollusca; Bivalvia; Pectinida; Pectinidae
Product: ras-related and estrogen-regulated growth inhibitor-like protein
Exons: 4
Coding region: 1-666 (221 amino acids)
Molecular function (GO): GTPase activity; GTP binding
Source: RefSeq, a predicted model, not a curated record
AUGAAGCUGAACAUGUCAAGCCUCAGAGUCGUGGUACUUGGAGCCGAAAAAGUAGGAAAAUCAGCGGUGACCGUGAGAUUUUUAACUCGAAGAUUCAUCGGUGAAUACAACUCUAACAUAGAUCUUCUAUACAAAUCCAGUAUAAAACAAGAAGACUAUAUGACAGAUAUAGAAAUCCUGGACACAUGUACAAAAAAGGACAGUACUACACUUCCAGCAGAUGGCCAAGUCACGUGGGCUGAUGCUUUCGUUAUUGUGUACAGUAUAUGUGAUAAGUGCUCUUUUGAAAGCGCAAAGCUGCUUCUGGAAACGGUCAGCAAACAGCGGUCAUCAUCGUAUGUUCCUACGUUACUCAUCGGCAACAAAACAGAUUUAGAACAUCGGCGGGAAGUAGGUGUCGACGAAGGCCACCAGAUGGCGCUUGAAUUUAAUUGUCAUUACUAUGAAGUGUCAGCAGCUGAGACCAACAUUACUAUUAGUAUCGCGUUUCAGGCAUUAUUGCGGGAGACAAAAAUUGUACAACAGAACAAACCUCUGUUAAAACGGCGACGAAGCUCGCUCGUAACUGUUUCACGAAAACUAGGAGCCAUGUUUGGCAAGAAGGACAAUGAAUUGGACAGAAGAAGGACAUCAGUUGAUAUUGCAAGUCCUAAGCUGACGUCAUGA